GUAGAGCGAUGGACUGGAGGAUAGCCGUUCCCUUUUGUAGCCUGCUGCUUUUAGGGUUUUGUGGAUACCCACCACGAGGAGAGGAGGUCCUGCCGGGAAGCGUGCUUCUGCCCGCCACUAGGAGAGGGCGGUACCUCGCCAACAUUGUGAAACGGCAGGCUGUCGACGGAACUGGAAUAAAAUUCAACGAAGAUGCAGAUCGAAUGAACGCGGAAUCAAAGAAGAAGGUGGACGUGCUAUCGGAGGAGCUCCUGCCGUACAUCAUCGCUGAGCAGGAGCGUCGCACCACGCUGUUCCGGCGCAUCAUGACCGCCAUCCAGAACGGGGAGAAGGGCGUCACGGUGGCAGAGGUCAGGAACAAGCACCCGCUUCUGAUCAGAAGAGGUUUGAUGUACCGCUGCCCAUCGAACCGCGCCAUAAUAGAACCUGACGGAUCAGGGAUCAUGAUGUGCGAGAACGACGUGGAGCCCUCCCCGAUCAUGUACGACUCCUGUCUGAGCGCAGAGGAUAAGGACGUCUAUGUCGCUCGGAAUAAGUUCUUCUUUUGCAAUCGCCACAAGGUGGAAGGGCCGGACCUGCCGAAGAACGGCAGCACAGUGAUCGGGUGCGCGCCUUCUGAGCGCACGUCGCUCAACUACACCUACAAGAAGUGCGCACUUGAGGAGACCGAAGACGUGGUAGUGCAGUACCGGUACUACCCAGACAAGACUUACAAGUUCGUGAACGAUUUGGACCCGGAUCACGAGGUGUGUGACCACUGGAACCCCUGCCAAGUGGGCUACAUCUUCAGCCUGCCCUCCGCCGACCAGGCCCUCCCGGCCAAUGAACUGUGGCAUGAUUACGACCCCGACGGCUAUGACUUCAAUGACGAAUUCGUGCACCGAGACACAGAAUCAUAUCGAGCAAGCCCUCGAAGGAUAAAAGGGGCCCGUGUAAAAAAUGAAUCAUUUUGGAUAGAGUGUUUUUGGAAAAGAGGAUCAAGUUUUACAGGCCAGAAUCAUGGUACAUAUGAAUCGGAUAGAUGGUAUUACAAAGACCCGUAUUAUUAUACAGAAUUACUUUUGCGUCAUUCAGGAGACAGCUCUUAUUCAAUUAUACAACGUGAAAACUACAAUAAAUACCAUUUUCUUACGAUCAACCGAACAGAUCUGGUAGUUCACGAAAUUUCUCUAAACCUGGCGUUAGGACAGAUAGGGGCUGUCCAUACCAUCUCGUUCCAAGGGAAAGGCCACCGCGUCAAACAUGUGAGAGUGCGCGCUAAGACGUGGCAGGUCUACAACCUACAUCCUACCGUGUGCAAGAUUAAACAUGAUGACAGAGGGGCAGGCACUAUCGAAAUAAACCUGGGACUUAUGUCAAAGAAGAGUUUUGGGCAUUACUUCGCGAUCGUAGACAGCCCUGAAGGCGUAGAGGAAAAAAUAAGAAUCAUGCAAGUACAUCAGGCAGACCUCAAAUCGACGCACGUGGUCACAUCGUUUGCCGUGGGCGAGCCGGCGGAGGCGACGAUGACGUACGAUUGUCCACAGUGCCAGCUGGUCAACGUCCUCUGCAACGGUGCCGACGUGCUGGACAACGGACACGUUGUCCCGGAGCCUCCCAACACUAUCAAGAUCAAUUAUCCGAGACAACUGUAA
Molecule: messenger RNA, 1634 nt
Organism: Ostrinia nubilalis (European corn borer)
Lineage: Eukaryota; Metazoa; Arthropoda; Insecta; Lepidoptera; Crambidae
Exons: 16
Coding region: 9-1634 (541 amino acids)
Source: RefSeq, a predicted model, not a curated record